This is a messenger RNA of Naegleria gruberi, 1833 nucleotides long. RefSeq names its product alpha-tubulin. Gene Ontology annotation, molecular function: GTP binding; structural constituent of cytoskeleton. The record is from RefSeq and is a predicted model, not a curated record. The transcript is spliced from 3 exons. Bases 475 to 1833 code for a protein of 452 amino acids. Gene Ontology annotation, cellular component: cytoplasm; microtubule. Lineage: Eukaryota; Heterolobosea; Eutetramitea; Acrasida; Naegleriidae. Gene Ontology annotation, biological process: microtubule cytoskeleton organization; mitotic cell cycle.
ACCUAACCACCAAUUCAUCAUCAUGUCAUUCAAAAUAUUCACUUCCUCACAAUCCAUCUUCAUAGUGGCCAUUCUAUGCCUCUUCCUUCCACUCCUCAUCAAUGCCGAAGUUUUGCCACCUCACAAGAGACCUUUCCCAGCAGCAAGCAUUGUUGCAGCAUGUAUUGCAGGUGGCAUUGUUUUGGCGGGAAUGACUUUGGCCUUUUUGUUGGCUCUCCCUCGUGUCUUGUUGUAUUUGAGAAAUAAGUUUGUUGUCGAGGAGGAGGAAGAUGAAGAGGAGAAUCAAGAUGCCGCUCAAGUGGCCAACUCAUUGUAACCAAACUUAACUUCCCGCCAACACCAAUCACAUUUCACAUCUUGGCGCCUUUUCUCGAACCGUUACACACAAAAAAUCACAUAAAUCCUCCACAACCUGCCACCUUUCACACCAACAAAAAAAAAAUAACAUUACACUUCUCAUUAUAAGAAGCAAAGAUGAGAGAAAUUAUCAAUAUUCACAUUGGUCAAGCCGGUAUCCAAGCUGGUGAACAAGUCUGGUCCUUGAUGUGUGCCGAACAUGCAAUCAACCAAGAUGGUACUCGUAACAUUGACUCUACCAAUGGCAACUCUGAUUGUUCAGUUUUAUUCAGUGAAUCUGCUCGUGGUCGUUACGUUCCACGUAAUUUGAUGGUUGACUUGGAACCAUCAGUUGUUGACAGUGUCAGAAAUAGUUCUUUCAAGGAAUUGUAUCAUCCAGCUCAAAUGAUUACUGGUCGUGAAGAUGCUGCUAAUAAUUUUGCACGUGGUCAUUAUACUGUUGGUAAAGACAUGUUGGAUGUGACUGUUGACAGAUUGAGAAAGAUUGCUGAUAAUUGUACUUCAUUGCAAGGAUUCCAAAUUUUCCAUUCAGUUGGUGGUGGUACUGGUUCUGGAUUUGCUUCACUUUUAGUUGAAAGACUUUCAGUUGAAUUCCCAAAGAAAUGUAAACUUUCGUAUACAGUUUAUCCAUCUCCUCAAUUGGCCACUUCAGUUGUUGAACCAUACAAUUCAGUCUUGUCAACUCAUUCCUUAUUAGAACACAAUGAUAUCUCAGUUGUUUUGGACAACCAAGCCAUUUACGAUAUUUGUAAACAACGUUUAAAGAUUGAAAGAGCAAAUUAUCGUAAUUUAAAUCACGUCAUUUCUCAAACAGUUUCUGCCAUUACCUGCUCAUUGAGAUUCUCUGGAUCAUUGAAUGUAGAUAUGAAUGAAUAUCAAACUAAUUUAGUUCCAUAUCCAAGAAUUCAUUUCAUGUUAUCUUCAUUGGCUCCAAUGAUUUCACGUCAAGAAAAUUAUUAUCAUGAUAAUAAUGUUGCAGAGUUGACUUCAUCUGUUUUUGAAGCUGAUAAUAUGAUGGCUAAGUGUAAUCCAAGAGAUGGAAAGUAUAUUGCUUCUUGUUUGAUGUAUAGAGGUGAUAUUGUUAAUAAGGAAGUUACUGAUGCUGUCAAAAAUGUCAAAUCAAAGGCAAAUAUUCAAUUUGUUGAUUGGUCUCCAUGUGCUUUCAAGAUUGGUGUCAAUUCUCAAAAGCCAACUGUUUUGCCAGAUUCUGAAUUUGCUCAAGUUGACAGAUCAUGUGCCAUGAUUUCGAAUAACACUGCCAUUUCACAAGUAUUCGAAAGAAUGAACGACAAGUUUGAUUUACUUUAUGCUAAACGUGCCUAUGUCCAUCACUUUGUUUCUGAAGGUAUGGAAGAAGGUGAAUUUGCUGAAGCUCGUGAAGAUUUGGCUGCCUUGGAAAAGGAUUAUACUGAACUUGCUUCCAAUUCAGUUGCUGAAGAAGAUUCCAUGUUGGAUGAAGGUGAAACUUUGAACUAA